GGUGAGUUGAAUGAGGGUGGAGAUGGGGGGGUAUGGAGGGUAAAGGGGGAGAAGGUUUUGGAGUUGGGUGCUGGUAUGUCCCUUCAAUACCGAUUCGAGAUUGAUAUAUGUACUAACAAAGAUGCAGGAGCCGGUCUCCCCUCUCUAGUCAGCGCGCUCGCACACGCUUCCUCCGUCACGAUAACAGACCAUCCCUCCUCGCCAGCCUUCGGCGGUGCAAUCCCCUUCAACAUAUCCACCGUCAACAUCCCCGCCACAAACCCAUGCGAGAUCACAAUCCAACCACAUGAAUGGGGUACCCUCACAACGGACCCCUGGGCCGUCGCAAACAAAGCCACCUACACGCGCAUCAUCGCAGCAGACUGCUUCUGGAUGCGCAGUCAACAUGAGAACCUCGUUCGCACGAUGCGCUGGUUCCUGGCUCCUGGAGGGAAGGUCUGGGUUGUUGCUGGGUUUCAUACUGGGCGGGCGAUUGUCACGGGAUUCUUUGAGACGGCGUUGGAGAAUGGAUUCGGGAUUGAGAGUAUCUAUGAGAGGGAUUUGAACGGUCAAAGUGAAGAUGGCGGGGAAGUUCGCCGGGAAUGGAUGCCCGAGCGCGAAGGCGAAGGACCGGAAAAUAGAAAGAGAUGGUGUGUCGUUGCUGUCCUGACUGCCAGUACAUAACCGUUCUACAUUGUAAAUAGUAUCAAGAACGCUGAAAACAAACCGUACAAACUCCCUGCCCUUCUUUCCCCCCAAACCUAAACCGCGGAUACUCAACCCUACCCCAAAUGCUC
Aspergillus ruber CBS 135680 is the source of this 776-nucleotide messenger RNA. Its product is annotated as putative nicotinamide N-methyltransferase. Gene Ontology annotation, biological process: peptidyl-lysine dimethylation. Gene Ontology annotation, molecular function: protein-lysine N-methyltransferase activity. The transcript has a single exon. NCBI's taxonomy places the organism in Eukaryota, Fungi, Ascomycota, Eurotiomycetes, Eurotiales, Aspergillaceae. The coding region runs from base 76 to 663 and encodes 195 amino acids. The record is from RefSeq and is a predicted model, not a curated record.